Molecule: messenger RNA, 2681 nt
Organism: Oncorhynchus kisutch (coho salmon)
Lineage: Eukaryota; Metazoa; Chordata; Actinopteri; Salmoniformes; Salmonidae
Product: zinc finger protein 362-like
Exons: 9
Coding region: 93-1403 (436 amino acids)
Biological process (GO): regulation of transcription by RNA polymerase II
Molecular function (GO): DNA-binding transcription factor activity, RNA polymerase II-specific; RNA polymerase II cis-regulatory region sequence-specific DNA binding
Source: RefSeq, a predicted model, not a curated record
GACCCGGAAGCGCUGAACCAAUUGGAGGCAGGCAGAAAGAAUACCAAUCUUUAAUAAUAAAGCAAGACAAAAUCUGCAAUCGGGACAUCAGGAUGGCUGAGCCUCGGUUCAACAACCCCUACUUCUGGCCUCCGCCUCCCUCCAUGCCUGGCCAGCUGGAUAACCUGGUGCUCAUCAAUAAGAUCAAGGAGCAGCUGAUGGCUGAGAAGAUCCGACCCCUGCACCUGCCACCCAACUCAGCCCCCUCCCAGCAAACCCUGCUGGUGGCUUCCUCGCCCUCGGACGGGGGGCAGCAGCAGCAUGGCAUGCCCAAGCACCAGCAGGGGCAGCACCAUCCUCAGGGCUUGGUCCAGCAGCCCGACAUCGCCCUGCACGCCCGCCCAGCCUCCAGCUCUGUGCCAGACGUGAAUAUGGAUGACAAGUCAGCAGUGAAGGCCAAAGGACUGUGGGAUGAGUGGCACAUGCGACAGAUCGUAGAGCAGCCCUCUAGAGUUAACCAUCGGUCAGGUCUGGCCCGGCCGGACGGCCACAGCACUUCCGAGGCCCUCACGCCCACCACACCCACCUCCAGCAGCCAGAACCGACUGGGAGGGGCCCCAUCGGUCAACAUCAUCUCCGGGCUGGCCAGUGGGCCUGGCAUGGAGCAGAUGAAGAGCGGGGGCCUGGCCGGACUCCUCGGCCCUCCACCCAAGACACCCCGCGGGAGGAAGAAGAUCAAAGCAGAGAGUGGAGGGCCUCUUCUGGUGGUGCCCUACCCCAUCAUGGCCUCUGGCGCAGACCAGGGCUGCAUCACCUUCCCUGCCAAAGAGGGCAAAACAUACAGAUGCAAAGUGUGUCCGCUUACCUUCUUGUCCAAGUCGGAGAUGCAGAUCCACUCCAAGUCCCACACGGAGGCCAAACCCCACAAGUGUCCCCACUGCUCCAAGUCCUUUGCCAACGCGUCCUACCUGGCCCAGCACCUCCGCAUUCACCUGGGCAUCAAGCCUUACCACUGCUCCUACUGCGAGAACUCCUUCCGUCAGCUCUCGCACCUGCAGCAGCACACUAGAAUCCACACUGGUGACAGACCCUAUAAAUGCGCGGCCCCUGGAUGUGAAAAGGCCUUUACCCAGCUCUCUAACCUACAGUCUCACCAGAGGCAGCACAACAAGGACAAGCCGUACAAAUGUCCCAACUGCUACCGUGCCUACUCAGAUUCAGCAUCGUUACAGAUCCACCUGUCUACGCACGCCAUCAAAAACGCUAAGGCCUACUGCUGCAGUAUGUGUGGCCGGGCAUACACCUCAGAAACCUACCUUAUGAAGCACAUGUCCAAACAUACAGUGGUUGAGCACCUAGUGAGCCACCAGUCCCCCCAGAGGACAGAGUCCCCCAGUAUCCCAAUACGCAUCUCCCUCAUCUGAGCUCUCCACCCACACAGCAGUACUGUAUGUUGUUGUAUUCAUUUUCUAUGUAAGGGUGUAGUUUAGGGACCCUUCAUAUAAGGUCAUCGACACAAGGCCUACAUACAGUGCCUUUGGAAAGUAUUCAGACCCCUUGACUUUUUCCACAUUUUGUUACGUUACAGCCUUAUUCUAAAAUUGAUUUUUAAUAGAAAUCCUCAGCAAUCUACACACAAUACCGCAUAAUGACAAAUUGAAUACAGGUUUUUUGAAUUUGUAGCAAAUUUUAAUUAAAUAAAAAACAGAAAUAGCUUAUUUACAUAAGUAUUCAAACCUUUUACUAUUUUAUUUAACCUUUAUUUAACCAGGAAGGGCUCAUUGAGAUUAAAAUCUAUUUUUCAAGAGCGCCCUGGCCAAGAUAGGCAGCACCAAGUCAUUACAAAAAAAUUACUGACAGACAACAUGAAAAACUACAAGUAAUCUAGUAAAAACCAUUGAAUUCACAAGAGUAUAAAACAGCAAAUUAAAAACAUUGACAGGUCAGGGAAUCAGCCUCAAAAUCCUUCAUCAGUGAUUUAAAAACACCAAUCGGGACAAGUUCUUCCAGUUUAAAAGUAUUUUGUAAGGUGUUCCAAGACGAUGGCGCAGAGUACAUAAAAGCCCUUUUACCAAAUUCAGUUCGGACAUUUGGAACAGUUAGCAGGAUAAAGUCCAGAGAAUGAAGAGAGUACCCACCACAUUUCUGAACAAUAAAAAUGCCCAAAUAAAAAGGUAGUAAACCCAAAAUGGCUUUGUAAAUAAAAGUAUACCAGUGACUGAGCCUACGAGUGACUAGAGAAGACCAGCCAACCCUGGUAUACAAAGUGCAGUGGUGCGUAAGGGUUUUGCAGUUUAAAAUAAAUCUCAAAGUGCCAUGGUAAAGAGUGUCAAUUGAUCUCAAACACUGAGCGGAAGCAUUCAUAUAUAAAAUAUCUGUGAUAAAAUGCUGGGUUCGUUGUCUGAGUCAGGCGCAAGACACAGGUUUGAGAAAACACAAAAGUCUUUCCUCAAAAUAUUUAAAACCGGAAUAUCUCCAACAAGGAAACAUAAAGUCUAGAGAAAACCCUCCAACACACACGGUAACACAAAACAAUCACAGACAAAACAGAAAGGUAGACGAGAGGGUAAAUAAGGAACAUAAUAAGGGAAUAGAAAUCAGGUGUGCGUAAUCAAGACAAAACAAAAGGAAAAAACGAAACAUGGAUCGGUGAUGACUAGAAAGCCGGUGACGUCAACCGCCGAACUCCGCCCGAACAAGGA